This is a messenger RNA of Schistosoma bovis, 3770 nucleotides long. NCBI's taxonomy places the organism in Eukaryota, Metazoa, Platyhelminthes, Trematoda, Strigeidida, Schistosomatidae. The record is from the annotation of a GenBank genome assembly.
CGAAUCGUACACAAACAAAUUAUUGAUGAAUUCCUCAAUAAGUUUUAGUCAUUUGCUAUGUUAAUGGAUGAAAAAUUAGAUGCGAUUCAGCCAUCGCUGUCAAAUUUUCAGCUGGUCCAAGUCAAACUAUUCGUGUGAAUAUCGAGAACCCUGUUUAACUGCCUAAAGCAAAUUAGACGAAACAUCCACCUUAUAUUGACAAUCGAAAUAUCAGCUCGUUGAUACUACUCUUAGAAACAUUCAUUGGGCACAUCUUUCAAUCAAAUCUAGAAGUUCAUUAUAUGGAAUCAUUAUCCUGUCUCAUUCUUUUGUCAUGGUGGAAUAUCGCUUUCGGGCAUUCGGAAUCUUAUCAAAUCAUAGCUUAUGAAUUAUAUAAUGUAUGGAUUCGUUUGAUUCCUCAAAUUGUUGAAAAAGCAUCAUUGAUUAUUGAUCAAUUCUCUAGUUAUCCUGAACAUUUAAACUUAUUUAUCAUAAAUCUUUUACGUAUCUACGUGGAUCAUAAUUUCCAAAAGGAAAAUGUAUGGAAGCUUUCUAAAGAUACCGCUUCUCAAAUGACUGGUAUUCAUGCAUCUGUAAAUAUGCAUGGUUUAAUUGGAAUUUACCGUAAAUCUAUUGAACAGUUGAAUAUUAAUAAUACAAAAAGUCUUUCAACUACAAAUACGCUAAGUCAAACUGUUUCUAUCAAUUCUACCUGCUUAGCCAUUGUGGAGGUUUUAAAGAGACUUGCACGCUUAGGUUUAGCUGACUGUUUGAAACAAAAUCCUGAUUUACCUAUUAUUUCAUUUGCUGACAAACAAAUUAUCGAACGUUUCAAUAUGGUUCGAGAUUAUUUACUUGUUCGAGCUUCUCGUUUAUUAGCUUAUGAAUUAGAGUCUAAUGUGAAUUGUAACUAUUUACCAAAACAAUUCACAUGUUUGGUACAUGUCACUGCACCGAAACAUUUAAUUUCUGAAUUGUUAAAUAUUUCACUAUAUAAAUCGGAAAAAAUUUCUCAGAGUAAAAAUUCUCAUAUUGAUUUAAUUUCUUGGACAUUGGAACAAAAGCUGAAUGUUACUGACUAUGCAUUCUGGUGUGUUACGUCCAUUGAUGUUAAGGAUAUUGAAGCUAUAAAUUACUUAUUGUCUCGUUUACUUCCGCAUGCUAAACUCUUAGCCAAAGAUCAUCUAUUCUGUUAUUCACUUAUACUGCAUCUUGAUCGUGUUCGUAAAGCUGCACUACCAGAUAAUGAACAUAUUAAGCUUCUUCGUGCUGUAUUUGAACAUCUGUCAAUAUCAAGUAAAUGUGAUCUAUUAACAACACUUCAAUCAUCAUUGAAAAAUUCUAAUCGAUCAACUCCAUUGCCUAAUUCAACUGUACACUUUCGAACACGUAUUCGUCAAUUAUUCAAUCGUUUGGUUGUUUCUGAUGUAAAUUCUGGUGAUGAUAAUUAUGACAAUAAUCAACAAGUGUUAAAUCUUUUCAAUAAAGAUUUUCUUCUAGAUUGUGAAUUGUUGUUAUUCACUAAUCCAGUGAGAUUUUUAGUCGAAUUAAUUCGUCUACCAGUCAAUCGUAAAUGUCCCCAUUCACUGAUUGCAGUUCAUCAACUUCUUGAUCAAUUAUUGUAUGUAUUUCAAGUUCCAAUUAAUUUUUCUACUGGAACAAGAUUUCUACCUGAAACGAACAAUGAUAAAUUUACGACGAAUUUAUCUGAACAACAAAUUGUGCAUAGUACAAUUUUUCAAGAAUUAAUUUUAAUCGAUUGGUCAAAUCGUAAAUCAUAUUUAGACAUUUCAUUAUUUGGUCAUGAAGAUCUUUAUGAUGAAUUAAAUAAUGGAAAUUUAUUCAAUGUAAAUUUCCAAUAUGAAGAGGAAAAGAAAAGAAGCGACUUAUUAAACAAUAAUAAACUAUAUCAAUUUAAUAUGUCUGAAGAAGUAUGGUCAAGUUCUAAAUUAGCAGAAAACCCUCUGUUGAAUACUAUCGUUUAUCUAUUUAAAAAGCCAAAUUGUUUCAUUCAAAUAAACAACAUUAUGAAAUAUUUCUUAACGCUUGUCGAAAACAAUGUCAUGAAUAAAUCAUCUUCUCAUAUUGAUCAUUUAACGUCUACAACUCAUACUACUAUCAAUACUACUACUAAUAAUAUAAUUGAUAAACAGCAUACUUCUAUUCAACAUAUACAUAUUCGAUUAUUUAUUCAUAUAUUAUUUUUACUUAUAAAAGAUACAUCUAUUAUUCAACUUUUAAAUAAAAUUAAUUUAAAUGAAUUCAUGGAACAAAUUAUUCAAUUGUUCAAUAUUCUAUUUUUAAAUCAAGUGAACAUUAAUAAUAAUAAUAAUAAUAAUAAUAAUAAUAAUAAUAAUACAAUUUGUCACUAUCUUAUUUCAAAUGAAAUGGAUAUUAUACUAUUUGAAUUAAUUCAUUAUUGUUGUUUUUAUCAAGAUAACAAACAAUUAAAACAAUUAGAACAAUUAAAACAAAUUAAAAAUAAUCUUUUACUAAUUUAUAAAUUCAAACAAACGAUUCAAAAUUCAAUGAAUAUAUAUAAUUGGUAUAAACAAAGAUGUUUAUAUUUGUUUAAUAUUAUAUUUAUUUCAUCAAUUGAAUCAUUAAAAACUAAUCUCAUAGGAUCUCCAAGUGAAGUUAUUAAUCAAUUAGAUAAUAUUAAUAAAGAAGAUAAUAAUGAUAAUAUUAAUGAAUAUUUGAAAGAGAUUCAACAAUUGAAAGAUAAAAUUUUAGAUUUAUCCAUUGAAAUCAAUGAAAUACAAAUGAAUUCAUUAAAAUAUUUAAUGGAUAUUGAUUUAUUUUAUGAAAAUACUCGCAUACAAUUCAAAGCUAUUUCCGUUGUUCCAUCAUUAACAGAACAAACAGAAGAUUUCAAUUCACUGUUAUCUUCAAAUACAGUGGUUAGAGAAAAUUAUAUAAAAAGUCAAAUGGUGAUAUCACCACGUUUACUAUAUUUCAUUUGUGAGCUAGCCACUGUUUCUAAUACAUUAUGCAGUGAAGUAUUAAAAUCAAUCGUAAAUCAGUCAUUGAAAUCUAAUGGUCAGUUACGGGAUCACAUAUCAAAAAUUAGUUCUGGUCAUUUGUUAAUUGCUAUUCAAUUGUUUCUUAGGAAAAUUGUCAAAUCAAGACAGUGGAAAUGCUGGGAACGAUUAUACUUUCUAUUGUAUAAAUUACUCAAAGCUGGUGUAUUAGUUUAUCCUGUACCGAACUUAAUUAGUGACAGUCAAGAGACAAAUGAUAAUACGCCUUCAAGAUUAUUCUACUUAUUGGAUUGGAGUAAACUUUGUGGUUCAUUCGAUCUCUUAACAUUAACAUCAGAUCUAUUCAAUUUAUGGUGUAUGUCAUUGGAAAUCCCAUAUAGUCAAUUAUUAGAUCCUUUUCAAUCCACCAAUCAUCUCUCUCAUGAUACUAGCGACAAACUAUAUCAUCGAAAUACUGAAUUUUACAUUCUUUGCCAUUCAUUAUGUGAUUUAGUCUCGUGUUUAUCCUCAGUCAUUUCUUUAUAUUCAAAUAAAAACAUUAACCAGAUUUGUAAUAAUGAUAACAAUAACAAUAAUGACUGUGAUACUGUAAAUAGUGAUGAUGAUAUUAUCUCUUCAUUAAAAACUAAUCAAUCUAUACAAUAUAGUAAACAAUUAACUAUCAAUUUACUUGAUCAAUUAUCAAAUCGUUUGUCGAAUAAUCUGAUCUCGAACUUAUUAAUCAAAUCAAAUUCACAAUUGAAUGUUUCAAAUGAAUUGAAUCGACUGAAACAGACAAUUUUAUUGGUAAAAGAUUUAAACAGAACUUAA